ACGUGCGUCCGUCGCGCAUCCCCGGGAAGGUGGACACUCCCAAGCCGCGUUGCAUUUAGGCACGCGCAUGUGUGCCCCGACGAGACGAAAUUCGGGUGCGCACACUGCUGAUGGCUUCUCAGAGGCAAGGCUGAUCGGUAUUGGUGCAUUUGGUUCCGUGUAUAAAGGAAUCAUUGGAGAAGGUGAGGACCAAAAGAUUAUUGCAGUGAAAGUGCUGAACAUGAUGAGGAGAGGAGCAAUCAAGAGCUUCAUGGCUGAGUGUGAGGCCCUGAAAAACAUCAGGCAUCGCAAUCUCCUCAAGGUACUGACAGCUUGUUCGGGGAUCGAUAGCAAUGGUAAUGAUUUCAAGGCCCUCGUUUACGAAUUUAUGGUCAAUGAUAAUCUAGAGAAUUGGCUACAUCCAACCCAUCUCGAAGAAAAUGGGGUGACUGAAACAAAGAGGAACCUAAGUCUAUUGCUGAGGCUGAAUAUCGUGAUUGAUAUUGCUUGUUCUUUGGAUUAUCUUCAUCAUCAGUUUGAAUGCCCAAUAGUUCACUGUGAUCUCAAGCCAAGCAACAUUCUUCUCGACGAGCAAAUGGUUGCACAUGUCAGUGAUUUUGGCCUCGCAAGAUUUAUUCCAAGACGCAUCGAUGAACUCUGUACCAAUCAAUCAAGUUCUAUGGGAGUAAGAGGUUCCACAGGUUAUGUUGCACCAGAGUAUGGACUGGGAAGUGAAGUGUCAACAUGGGGCGAUGUCUACAGUUACGGUAUUGUCUUGCUAGAGCUGUUUACUGCGAAGAGGCCAACUGAUGAGAUGUUUGAUGAAAAUCUGAACCUUCACAAUUAUGUGAAGAAAGCUUUGCUUGGUGGAGUUGAAGAAAUUGUAGAUCCAAUCCUUCUCGAGGAAGGACAAGCAGUAGAGCAGAGAGUGAAGACACAUUUUCGAGCCUCAAGUAGCAGUGGAAAUGGCAGAGUCAUCGAGUGUUUGAUCUCGGUAUUUCAAGUCGGAUUAGCUUGCUCCAAUGAACAACCAAAGGAACGAAUGGAUAUCUGUGAUGUAGUGGUUGAGCUGAGCUCAAUCAGAAACAAGCUUGUGCCAAGGAGAGGUCGGACAUGAUUAAGGAGGAGGUUUCUUUGUAGAUGGUCUUUGAUUACUAAAUAGUCGUAAUCUUAUUUUGGUUGAAUUUGUGUGGAGAGAAAUAAGAACUUCAUGGUUCAGGGUCAAUUAUUGUCCUCUUUUUUUUUUUAUGCUAUACAAACAUCAAU
This is a messenger RNA of Punica granatum (pomegranate), 1245 nucleotides long. The record is from RefSeq and is a predicted model, not a curated record. Lineage: Eukaryota; Viridiplantae; Streptophyta; Magnoliopsida; Myrtales; Lythraceae.